AACCAUUGCGAAGCAGGCGCGAAUAGUUGUUUACCUCGGAACAUUCAAGAAAUUACAACACACUUUGUACGUUUUGUGCAUAAUUUCGCCGCUCGAAUCUUUAAAACAUUAUCGUGCCUUUUUAUUGCAAAGAAAAAUGGACGUCUUGGCGACGUGCCGACUGUGCCUCGAACCGUACGCACCCGUAAAUGGCAGUUUCUGUCUGAGCAACGACUCCUUUCAAGCAGCGAUACAGCGUGUAUUCUCGUUCGAGCUUAAACCGGAACAAAGCCUGCCCGAAUAUGCCUGUGGCAUGUGCUCGAUCAAAGUAUGGGAGUUCUUCUCCUUCAGCAAGUUGGUAGAGGAGAACCAACAAAAACUGCUGUGUUUGGUACAGGCGAAUGCUGAAGAGUGCAACACCCUAACCGAGGACAAAAAGAACGUUAUCAUCAUUGUUGAUGACACCGAUAAUGUUGCGGCGGCGAAUAGCGCGCCCCCAAACGCUGCCAUUGAUGACGGGCCGCAGACCGAGGUCAGUGCUGGAGGUGCUGGCACGCCCAGGUUGCAAGAUGGCACAACAGUGGAGAGAGUGGCUUCGAAAACAGUUGGGACGAUUGAUGGCAUUGAGCUUGAUGAGCAUAUCCUGCAAGAGCUGGAAAAUGAAGACACCGAAAAUACUAGACCGCGUGACGUGAACAAGAACUUGGAAAAGCCUCGUAAAACCGCAAAAAUACUAUUACGAUCUAUUUUUAUGAAAAACAAACUCAAAUCUCUAUCUUGCGGUCGUUGUAAGCAAUCAUUUGCCCAAAAGAGUCAGCUAGCUGGCCACAGUUGCAGCUCGCCUCGCUCUAAAAUACGAUCCGUUGUGCAGGCGAACGGCGGCAUGGCGCAAAGUACCGGCGAUCGGAAGCAGUCUAACACGGAACCUCAUGAGCAAAGCGAUGCAGAAGACGCUUCGGACAAUGAUCUCCAGGUUCUCGCAUUAUGUAGAGCAAUGCUCGAUACUACUGACUCAAGCCUGAGAUCGAAUGAGGAAGAAGAAGCAUCCAAUCUGCCACCGACCGAUGGAGCGUCCUUCCCUUGCGAUCAAUGCGAACGUACCUUUCCUACCAAAAAGCAGCGUACCAAGCACCAGUACCAUCACAAAACGACAGAAUGUCCGAUCUGUGGGAAAGAGAUAAAGCGCAAGUACCUGAAAUCACACAUUGCCGCUCACGAGGACGCAUUUCGCUGUGAGAUUUGCAUGACCAGCUACUCAAGGAUACACGAACUGCGCCGGCAUAAGGCGGCGAAACAUUUUAUCCAUGACACGUUUGCGUGUGCGGAGUGUAACCGCAGCUUUCCGAAUGGGAAGAUGCUGAUCGCACACCGACAGAAGAUGCACCGAACAAAGUGCACGCUCUGCGAUCAAAUGAUAGGAGUCGCAAAGAUGAAGCAGCACAUUGCUUGGCACGAAGCGAUGGAACCCGAAGGGAGCAAAAAACGUCCGGAGACACAGGACGGUCGGUUCCGGUGUGACAAGUGCAAGCAAACGUUCACCUCCAAGAAAACGCUGAGAGGGCACCUCAAGAAGGCUAUACCUUGCCAGUGUCCCAUCUGCAAGAAAGUGUUAAAUCCCCGAAAGGCAAAACAACACCUAGAGGCCCACAACGGUCCGUACCAGUGUGAAAAGUGCGACAAAUCGUUCGUCAAUGAGCGAGGUUUAAGAAGGCACACCGCAAAGGCUUUACCGUGCAGGUGUCCCACCUGCAAGGAGGUGCUAAGCCCUGGCAAGGCCAAAAAGCAUCUGAAUGCACACAAAGAGUCGUUGCGGUGUGAACAGUGCGGUAAAACGUUUACCACCAAAUCGAACUGCAAGAGACACUGCGAGAAGAUUUGCAAGGGGAGAGAAGCCGGAGAUGCUACUCCAAGCGUGCCUCGGUUCCGGUGUAAGACGUGUGGCAAAUCGUUUGCAAAUGAGGUGCUUUUACAGAGUCACAGGGAUCGUAGUACACCUUGCAAGUGUCCCAUCUGCAAGGUAUUGCUAAGACCCAAGAGGGCAAUAGCCCAUCUGGCAUCACACAAACGUGCAUUCCGGUGUGACAAGUGUGGGAAAGCGUUCCACAACCGAUACAACUGGCAGCAGCAUGUUCAAAGAGAUGUGCCCUGCAAGUCUCAAUCCAAGGAUUACGCGUUGAAGGUUAAAGUUGAAGUGCAGGAAAUGUAACCUUUAUCAAUAUUGUACUAAAUUUUAAGUAUGUUUGUACAUGUUAAGAAACAUAAACUAGCCAAACUUUUUACAGAAA
This is a messenger RNA of Anopheles arabiensis, 2264 nucleotides long. Its product is annotated as zinc finger protein 563-like. Gene Ontology annotation, molecular function: zinc ion binding. The coding region runs from base 137 to 2185 and encodes 682 amino acids. Lineage: Eukaryota; Metazoa; Arthropoda; Insecta; Diptera; Culicidae. The record is from RefSeq and is a predicted model, not a curated record. Gene Ontology annotation, cellular component: nucleus. The transcript is spliced from 2 exons.